Messenger RNA from Lichtheimia ornata, 1695 nucleotides. RefSeq lists its product as uncharacterized. Gene Ontology annotation, biological process: glycolipid translocation; dolichol-linked oligosaccharide biosynthetic process. Bases 1 to 1695 code for a protein of 564 amino acids. The record is from RefSeq and is a predicted model, not a curated record. The transcript has 4 exons. Gene Ontology annotation, cellular component: endoplasmic reticulum membrane. NCBI's taxonomy places the organism in Eukaryota, Fungi, Mucoromycota, Mucoromycetes, Mucorales, Lichtheimiaceae.
AUGACAACGGCCAAGGGCUCUACCAGUAGCUCUGUUCAGUCAACGGGAAAAAGCAACAACAACAAUGACAACUUGCUAGCGUCUACAGCCAAGGGCGCUUACUAUCUCGUGCUGUUACAGUUCUCUUCACGCAUGUUGACAUUCGGCCUCCAUCAGAUUGUACUUCGUUAUACCACAGCAGAAACACUCGGCAUUGCUUCAGUCAAGCUUGAGUUAUUAUUGUCAACCAUUCUCUUUAUUUCACGCGAGGGAUUUCGAUGUGCAUUGCUACGAGGUGGAAGCGAGGAGAGUAGUGACAAUGACAAGGAGCAGGAGGAGGAAGAGCAAAAGGUCACCAACCUUGCCUAUAUUCCUACAGCUCUUGGAUUGAUAACGACGUUGUUGGCAUGUGGAUACUAUCUAUCAACCAUUGAUGAUGCGACUUCAUUGAAGUAUCCUUAUUAUCGUACCUCCGUGAUUCUUUUUGGUGCAGCAGCAUUUGCAGAGUUGCUUGUGGAACCUCUUUUUAUCCUCGCCAUGAAUCGGCUGUACUUUUCGUUACGUGUCUCGGUGGAAGGUGUCGCUGUAUUGGUUCGAUGCUUUAUUACAUUCGGCAUGACACUACUUGGAGCAACAUCAUCACACAAUGCCUAUGGUGUACUUGCCUUUGCUGUUGCACAAAUGGCAUUUGGAUUGAUCAUGAUGUUUGGAUACUUUGCUUUCUUUUUCAACAAGGUGCGAUCACAACAAAUGAAGACAAGUGCAUUAUUCCCACAGAGACUCAAGGCAUCGAAUGGAAGGUUUUAUUACUUUGAUAAGACGAUGCUCAACCUGGCGUCUACAUUGACCAAGCAAUCUUUGCUCAAACAUGUGUUGACGGAAGGAGACAAGAUGCUGAUCUCUGCUAUAUGCUCCGAUAAUGACCAAGGGAUCUAUGCUUUUGUUGUCAAUUAUGGAUCUCUUAUUGUGCGUAUUUUAUUUCAACCGCUUGAAGAAACCACCCGUACGCUCUUUUCAAAGCUUCUCAGUAACGGGGAAAAGAACAAAUCCAGUAUGCAAACAGCUGCCAAUGUGCUCUUGAUGACGCUUCGUGGCCAUAUUUUACUCGGCUUACUUUUUACGUGCUUUGCCACCAACUAUACAGCAACAUUGAUCGAUUUACUUGUGGGAAAAGAGUGGUCAGUGCAUCGAAAUGCUCCAGCAGUGCUGUCAGUGUAUUGCAUGUAUGUGCCAAUCAUGGGCGUCAAUGGCGUGACCGAAGGAUUCGUGCAAGCCGUGGCUACCAAAAAGGACUUGUCCCGCUUGAGUUAUUACAUGAUUGGAUUUUCGGCAUGUUUUAUGGUGGCUGGAUACUUUUUCAUGCACGUAUUGGAUUUGGGUGCCAUUGGUUUGGUCCUCGCCAAUAUGGUCAACUUGUCUAUUCGCAUCGCCUACAGCUGGAAUUACAUCUCGUGCUAUUUCGGUGAUACGAUCCCUCAGCUACGGAUACGAAGCUGGUUCCCAAGCAAGCUCACCAUGGCGGCUUUUAUGGUUGCGUGGGGUGUCACUCGAUGGUCCGAGCAAAUGGUGGGUUGGGAUACGUUACAACAAAAGGCGAUCCAUAUUGGCAUUGGUGGAUUAUGCGCAUUGAUCGUUGCCGGUAUAACGGUCUGGAAGGAAAAGGCGUGGAUGCAUGACAUGAAGCAACUUGCCAGGUCACGCAAAAAGGAGGAUUAA